This is a messenger RNA of Trichogramma pretiosum, 2588 nucleotides long. RefSeq names its product maltase 1-like. Bases 76 to 1800 code for a protein of 574 amino acids. The record is from RefSeq and is a predicted model, not a curated record. The transcript has a single exon. Gene Ontology annotation, biological process: carbohydrate metabolic process. NCBI's taxonomy places the organism in Eukaryota, Metazoa, Arthropoda, Insecta, Hymenoptera, Trichogrammatidae.
ACUAGUUAAACCGUAGCAAAUAAAGCUCAUUGUGUCUCGCAAGGUGCAGAUCACUCGCUCGUGAUCGGUGCAACGAUGUGGUGUGUUCAUCUGUUAAGUGUUUGCCUCUUGGCUCAUAUUGUCAAAAGUUGCGAAGUACAAAUAGACGAGACGAGACAAGACAUUCAUUGGUGGAAAACUAGUGUCAUCUAUCAGAUCUAUCCGCGUAGUUUUAAGGACAGCAACGGCGACGGCAUCGGCGAUCUGAACGGCAUUACGAGCAAACUCGAGCACAUUAAAGAUGCCGGAGCCGAUGCUCUUUGGCUCUCGCCUAUCUACAAGAGUCCUCAAAAAGAUUUCGGUUACGAUAUAUCUGACUUCAGAGACAUCGAUCCUACCUACGGAAAUCUGACUGAUUUCGAUAAGCUCGUUGCCAAAGCUAAGUCGCUCAAAUUAAAAGUUCUGCUGGAUUUUGUGCCCAAUCACAGCUCAGAUGAUCAUGAGUGGUUCAAAAAGAGUGAACAACGCAUAGAUCCGUAUACGAAUUAUUAUGUUUGGGCAGACGGUAAAAAUAAUAACCCUUCGGUACCUCCGAACAAUUGGUUAUCAAAUUUUGGUGGUUCCGCUUGGAAAUGGAGUGAAACUCGAAAACAGUAUUAUUAUCAUGCAUUUGUUGAUGGGCAACCCGACUUGAAUUAUCGCGAUGAGAAACUCAGACAAGAGAUGGAAGAUAUAUUGACUUUCUGGAUGCAACGCGGAGUCGAUGGUUUUCGAGUUGAUGCCAUUAAUCAAAUGUUCGAAACUACCGAUUUGAAAGACGAACCAAUAUCUGGCAAAACUGAUGACCCCAACGAUUACGACUAUUUGAUUCACAAUCAAACAAGAGAUCUAAACGAGACGUACGAUGUCGUGGGUUCUUGGCAGAAAUUAAUAGACAACCACGUGCGAAAUUAUCGUACCGAUGGUAAACUGAUGAUUCUGGAAGCAUACACCACGAUCCCGCGCUCAAUGAUGUACUACGAUGUAGGAUCGAAUCCCUUCAAUUUCAUGUUCGUGGCUACUUUGAACAAUCAGUCUACCCCGGAACACUUCAAGAAAACCAUCGACACUUGGUUGAAUGCAGUACCCGAGGGCAAAGUAUCGAACUGGGUGUCGGGAAACCACGACAACCACAGAGUGGCGACUCGCUUCGGCGAGCACGGACGGGCCGACCAGAUUCCUAUGCUGUGCUCGAUGCUACCAGGAAUCAUGGUUAUCUACAACGGCGACGAGAUCGGAAUGGUAGAUCGUGACUUUAGUUUCGAAGAAACCGUGGACCCAGCUGGUUGCAAUGCAGGAGAAGAAAAAUAUGAGGAUAAAUCGAGGGACCCUGAGAGAACACCGUACCAGUGGGAUAGCACCACGAGCGCUGGAUUUUCGAGCAAUUCAACUACAUGGCUACCGGUACAUCAAAAUUACCUAACUUUGAAUUUGGCCGCACAGAAGAACGCUCAAAAUUCUCAUUACAAAGUUUUCCAAGCACUGACAAAACUCAAAAAGACUCCCGUAUUGCUAAAGGGUAAAACGGAACUUUUCAUUAUAAAUAAUCAAGUUCUUGCUGUAGUAAGAAGAUUAAAAGGAGAAAAAAGCGUUGUGUUAUUGAUUAAUUUCAACAAUGACCAACCUUUAACUCUAGAUGUCAAGGCUCAUAUCAAUAUUUCGGAUAAUGUUACUGUUUAUACUUCUAGCGUUGAAUCGGGUUUUAAAGUGAAUGACACUCUCGAUGCUAACAAUUUAGUACUACCAAAAAGAGCAUCGUUAAUAAUAUUUUCUGAUAUAUAAUUUAUACUUAAUCAACACUUUUAUAAUCACAAAUUUUACAGGUAAACAUAAAAAAAAAAAAUUAAGAGACAAUCUAGUUAAAAUUUAUUCAUUUUUUUAAAAUGACGACUGAAUAUCGUAAACAUACUUUUUUUCAAUUUUCUCUAAUCAGAAGAAACAUGUGAUUGUGUAUAAUGUAACUCUAUACACUAGAUCGUAUUCAGUUUAUUACGCUCUAUUUCCCAACAAUGCAAUAUUGUUCACUCCAAUAAAUGAGAAUCAUUGUGUAGCUAUUGUCUGUUGGAUCAUAAUUCAAUGAUCAUGAUCAAAGUUCAAAGUAAGGGACAAACAAACUGUAGCGAUAAUGUUUAUUAAAUUUGUUUAAUAUUGCAUAAAAAUAUGCAAACAAUAGUCAAGCCUAAUUUUCUGCACGAAAUUUUUGACGCACUUAAUUAUGCAACGCUUUUACGAUAAAUAAUUCUAUAUUUCACAGUGCAUAAUAUUGUGUUCAAGAAAUUUUUAACUUUUAUAUUAAUAUACUAUUAAUUUUUCAAAAAAUCGAAUGUUUUAGUUUUUCAUUUAUACCAUUAUUCACUUCCGUUUAAUAACAAGAUGUAGUAUUCAAUACUUAAAAUAAAAAAGACGCGAUAGGUAUGUUAUAAAAUUUAUUUGAGUAAAUGUCUGAUAAUGCGUCCAAAGUCUGAUAAUGUGUGUAAUAAUAUCAUGUUAAAAUGUGAUUAUAUAUAUUAAUAAAUGUAAUACAAUCAAGCUAAACGAUAGAAAUAAACAUCCAUUUUUUAACAGUCGAA